AGGAUCGCUUCCACAAGCGCGCUCUUGACUCUGCGUGCACUCAGUGUGGGCCUGAAACGAGAUCCCUUCCUGAGCCGCCCUGAGCGCUCCAAGUCCGCGCUAGGCACCUGCCCCCUGGCGGCUUCUGGGAGGUCCGGCGUGCUGCGCCGCCGAGGGCCGGCGCUAGGACCCAGCGGCCGGCGGGCGCGCUCGCGGAAGUCUCGCGGUGUUUCGGUUUGAACCGAUCGGCGGGCACCCGCCAUGGCCGCGUCCCACCCGCAGCCCGGGACCCGGCUCUUCCGAACGUACGCGGCGAGGGGCGUCCGGAGGUCGCAGCGGCAGCCUUGCCGGCCGGCCGUGCCAUGGUUCCAGCCGCCGGAUCCGAAGCGCGCCUUCAGCAGCAGCUUCAGCGGCAAUGACCAGUCGCCGUCUGUCUCUUCCGACGACCCGGACGACCCUGAUGACCCCGACUUCCUUGGCAGCCCAGUAGGCCCACGGCGCCGGCGACCUCGGGGCCGCGUCUCCCGCCAGUGCACCCUGACAGCCACCCAGAGGCUGCGGCCUCGGCCCCCGCAGAAGUGCAGCACCCCGUGCGGCCGGCCGCGACCGCCACAGUUCCCCAGCUGCAACCUGGGCUGCCUAAGCCCGGACCUCGGCGUGUGCAGCCAGUCCAGGGACAGCAACGACCUAGGCACCAGUGCCUCCCUGUUCAGCUCUCCGACCUCCCCCGGAGCCCCCGACUCGGAUACAGCCUCUGCAGUCCCCAACGACUGCCACUUCCCGGCAGCCUCCCUGGACGAAGCAUCUCUGCCCUGCCCCCAGGAAGCAGCAACAGAUGAAGGUGGGUUCACCGGGAUGGGUCGCCAAGCCGGAGCCGGCUUCAGGUCAUCUCUCUUUAGCCUUGUGGACUCAGGGACCACAGAAGAUUACGAGUUUGGGACCGAUGGGGAGAAUGUGAAGGAAUCGUGUAGAGGAGGAGAGCAGGUGGGAAACAGCCUAACGGGCCCGGGUCUGGCAAGCAUGGGAAAGAGAAGGGCCACAAGCCAAAAGGUUGUGUCUCAAGGAGCCGACCAGGUGGACGGUGGAAAGGCCAGUUCUUGCAAAGACCUUCGUGUACCAGAGCAAGUCAGCAGGCCUAAGAGAAAUGGACCACUCCGGAAGAGGAAACAGCAAGAAGCAACGGGAACGUCUGCCCUGCGCUACCACCGAUCUAAGAAGAAAAGAGAAGAUUCAGUCCCCUCCCCGGACUUGAAUCAUAUCCAUGAGGCCUGUUCUUGGACCAAAACCAGAGCCUCCUUCAGUUUCCACAAGAAGAAAAUUAUAACUAAUGUGUCAGAGGUAUGCUGCAAAUAUACUGCCAGUUCUCCCUCUAGGUCCCUCCUGUCUGAAUAUUCAACCUCUCUUAUCAUGAACAGAGCAAGCGGUACUGUUUCUUCCUGUCACUCCUCUUCUAUGUAUUUGCUAAGCCCCUUAGAGGCCCUGGAGAUCUCAGACAGAAAGCCAUCUUAUGCUGAAAAGGUUUAUGGGGAGUGUAAUCAGGAAGGACCUAUCCCCUUUAAUGAUUGCCUUUCCACAGAAAAAUUGGAACACUGUGAGAAGAUUGGGGAAGGGGUGUUUGGGGAAGUGUUUCAAACAAUUACUGAUCAAACACCUGUAGCCCUAAAAAUCAUUGCUAUUGAAGGACCAGAUUUAGUCAAUGGGUCUCAUCAAAAAACGUUUGAGGAGAUCCUACCAGAGAUCAUCAUCUCCAAAGAGCUGAGCCUCUUGUCUGGUGAGGUGUACAACCGCACAGAAGGCUUUAUUGGGCUGAACUCAGUACACUGUGUUCAGGGGCCUUACCCUCCCUUGCUGCUCAAAGCCUGGGAUCAUUAUAACUCAACCAAAAAAUCUGCAAAUGACCGGCCUGACUUUUUCCAGGAAGACCAGCUCUUUAUUAUACUGGAAUUCGAGUUCGGUGGGACUGAUUUAGAGCGAAUGAAAACAAAGCUGUCCUCCGUGGCUGCAGCAAAGAGCAUUCUGCACCAGAUCACCGCAUCCCUCGCCGUGGCAGAAGCAUCGCUGCGCUUUGAGCACCGUGACUUACACUGGGGGAAUGUGCUCUUAAAGAAAACCAACCUCAAAGAGCUCCACUACACCCUCAAUGGGAAGACAAGCACCAUUCCCACCCACGGACUACAAGUCAACAUCAUCGACUACACCCUGUCCCGCUUGGAGCGGGAUGGGAUUGUGGUUUUCUGUGAUAUUUCCACUGAAGAGGAACUAUUUACAGGUGAAGGUGACUACCAGUUCGAGAUCUACAGGCUCAUGAGGAAGGAGAACAGAAACUGCUGGGGUGAGUAUCACCCUUACAAUAAUGUGCUGUGGCUACAUUACCUCACAGACAAGAUUCUGAAUCAUAUGAGCUUUAAGACUAAAUGUCAGACCACAGCCAUGAAGCAAAUAAAGAAAGGCCUGCAGCAUUUCCACAGAACUGUACUAAGCUUCAGCUCUGCCACUGACCUGCUCUGCCAACACAGUCUGUUUAAGUAAGCCGGUUCUUAGUGCUCACGUUGAGAGCACUUCCAAAGCCUCAUUGAGAACACCUUCAACACCUCUGGGACUGUUUUUAAUCUCUGCCACUAGAGCAGGAUGGAGGUAAAUGCCCAGCUUUUUAAAAGAGAAUCUUGUUUUUAAAAGGUAACCAAAAUGUUUGUCGACAUGAUUAAACUUGCUUUUUUAACAAGUGUUCUUAAAAAUAAACUACAUAGAGGACAAGUUUUGAGCCUUGAUACCUUAUGUAGGAUGAGCAAAAAGAAGUCAGAAAGCCCAGGCCUCAGCUGUGGUCCUUCCUGCUCCUGAUGCUGUUGUCAAGGCUGGGACAGGAACCAGACCUCAGAUGAGUUAGUUACUGGAUGCAAAAAGGAGUAGCAGAACAGAGCCAAAAAAAAAAGAGAGAGAUAGAGAAAGAGAGAGACUAGAGGGUCAAAACCAAGAUGGAGGGGUAUAGACCAGCAUAGGGGAAGUGUGGGAAAUGUUUAUCAAAUUCAUUCACCAAUCACACAGAAGCAGAAGCAGAAUUUAUGGAUUUUCAAAAGGGAAAUAAAUGUCUCUAUGGCUCUGAUGUUUGAAUUUUUUGCUUAUUUUUAUCAAAUAAAAGGGGGAAACAGAUUGCUUUAAGAUCUUAAUGAUUAAUUUUCCUUCAGACUUACUCCUAAUAUUUUCCCAUAAUUAAGUUGUCUUGUUGUUUACUCCCAAAACUUGUGUUGGUUUGUUUGGGUUUGUUUUGGUUUUAAAGUUUUAAAUGUACAUUGGUUUGUGUGCAGCUACAGGUUGAGAGGCAGAGGGACAAAUAGAAGUCAGAGGACAACUUCAGGUGUCAUCAGAAAUGCCGUCCACCUUUGUGACAGUCAUUCAUGGGCCUGGAGUUCACCGAUUAAGCUAGGUUUGUGGGUUAGUGAGCCUCAGGGAUCCUCCACUUUCCUAGCAGGGAGAUUACAAGCAUAUACCACCACACCCAGCAUUUUUGCAUGGGUUCUGGGGAUCAGACUCUGUGCUUGCAAGGCAAACGCUUUACUGAGUUAUCCCCCAGCCCUGUUUUACUUUUUGUAGCCCUGAGGUUUGAAUCCAGGGCCUGGUGCAGGAUAGCAGGCAGCUUUGCACUGAGCUGCAUCCCCAGCCCUCUUUAUUUUGUGACAUGAUUUCACUAAGUUGUUCAGGCUAGUCUUGAACUUGUUCCAUUGCCAAGCUGGCUUAAACUUAUGAAAUUCCCUGCCUCAUCCUCACAGACAGCUGCAAUUACAAGCCUGUGCCACCAGGCCUGGCUAAAGCUCUAGUUUUUACACCUUUGAGAAUCUGUAGUCUCUGGAGAGACAUGUGAUCAUGAUAAAGAAUCCUACAAAUGUGGGCGGUGGUGGCAUACGCCUUUAAUCCCGGCACUCGGGAGGCAGAGCCCGGCGGAUCUGAGUUCGAGGCCAGCCUGGUCUACAAAGCUACAAAGCGAGAUGUAGGACAGGCACCAAAACUAGACGGAGAAACCCUGUCUGGGGGAAAAAAAAAAAGAAUCCUAACAAAACAAAACAAAAGCUAGGCAGUGGUGGCACACACCUUUAAUCUCACACCUAGGAGGCAGA
Messenger RNA from Peromyscus californicus insignis, 4088 nucleotides. RefSeq names its product histone H3 associated protein kinase (gene Haspin). The transcript has a single exon. Gene Ontology annotation, biological process: mitotic cell cycle; intracellular signal transduction; protein phosphorylation. The coding region runs from base 241 to 2508 and encodes 755 amino acids. Gene Ontology annotation, molecular function: ATP binding; histone H3T3 kinase activity. The record is from RefSeq and is a predicted model, not a curated record. Gene Ontology annotation, cellular component: nucleus; cytoplasm. NCBI's taxonomy places the organism in Eukaryota, Metazoa, Chordata, Mammalia, Rodentia, Cricetidae.